This is a messenger RNA of Trichomycterus rosablanca, 5020 nucleotides long. It is a transcript of the gene pde6b, whose product is annotated as phosphodiesterase 6B, cGMP-specific, rod, beta. The coding region runs from base 333 to 2894 and encodes 853 amino acids. Gene Ontology annotation, cellular component: photoreceptor outer segment membrane. The transcript has 22 exons. Gene Ontology annotation, molecular function: protein binding; 3',5'-cyclic-nucleotide phosphodiesterase activity. NCBI's taxonomy places the organism in Eukaryota, Metazoa, Chordata, Actinopteri, Siluriformes, Trichomycteridae. Gene Ontology annotation, biological process: retina development in camera-type eye; signal transduction. The record is from RefSeq and is a predicted model, not a curated record.
UGGUGUUCCUUAGUCUCAAUAUUCCUAACAAUGGAGGAUUUCUAUUGAUGCUGGAGGAAAGGGGCAGCGAGGGGAUAAAUCAGCAGGGGCAGUGGAUUCCAGCUUUGCUACUGAUCACCUGAUCACUUUCGUAUGAGCAGAUUCACCUUCAACACUAUUAGAGAAGCGCCUUGCUGACGGCCGGACUGGACUGGACUCCCUGAUGCUCCAGGUGUCUCUUGCGUCCCUGCCUGCCCCUGUUUUUCUCUAGUUCUGGGAUUAUGUGCUGCAAGAUUUGUGUUUUUUAGUCUAGUUUAGAACCUCGUCAGUGCUUGGAGCGAGUACAACCAAAGAUGAGCGUCAGAAGUGAAGACGUGGAGAAGUUCCUGGACGGACGUCCAGAAUUCGCCAAGAAGUAUUUCGAGAAGAAGCUCAAGCCCGGAGCCGUGGCCUCCGUUUUGGGGACGGCAGAGUCCAAGGUGGACGUGGACACCUUCAAGCAGGUCUGCCAGAUCGAGGAAGGAGCCAUAUUUUACGAUUUGAUCAAAGACAUGCAGGAGAACAUCAACAUGGAGAAGGUGGUUUUCAAAAUCCUGAAAAGGCUAAGCGCUCUGAUCCACGCCGACUGCUGCAGCCUCUUCAUGUACCGGCAGAGAAACGGCAUCGCCGAGCUGGCCACACGACUCUUCAACGUCAACGCCACCUCAACCAUGGAAGACUGCGUGGUUCCUCCCGAGUCUGAGAUCGUGUUCCCUCUGGACAUCGGCAUAAUAGGGCACGUUGCCCAAUCCAAGAAAACCAUCAACGUGAAGGAUGUUAGCGAGAAUAGUCACUUCAGCCCGUUCGUAGACGAGCUGACGGAAUACGCCACCCGCAACAUCCUGGCCACACCCAUCAUGAACGGCAAGGACGUGGUGGCGGUCAUCAUGGCCGUCAACAAGACUAAAGGACCGCAUUUCACAGACGACGAUGAAGAUCUUUUUUUGAAGUAUCUGAAGGUUGGUACACUAAACCUGAAGAUUUACCACCUGAGCUACCUGCACAACUGUGAAACACGUAAAGGCCAGAUGCUCUUGUGGUCCGCUAACAAAGUGUUUGAGGAGCUCACAGACAUCGAGCGACAGUUCCACAAGGCGCUGUACACGGUGCGAGCGUACCUCAACUGCGAUCGCUACUCCGUCGGCCUGCUCGACAUGACCAAGGAGAAGGAGUUUUUUGAUGUCUGGCCGGUGCUGAUGGGAGAACAGGCCCCGUACUCCGGCCCCGUGACUCCAGACGGGAGGGAAAUCAUCUUCUACAAGGUCAUUGACUACAUAUUACACGGCAAAGAGGACAUCAAAGUCAUACCAAAUCCAACUCCUGACCACUGGGCACUGGCGAGUGGACUCCCCACCUACGUAGCAGAGAGUGGGUUUAUCUGCAACAUCAUGAACGCACCAGCGGAGGACAUGUUUAAAUUUCAGUCAGAGGCUCUUGAUAGCAGUGGCUGGACCAUUAAAAACGUGCUCUCACUGCCCAUCGUCAACAAGAAGGAAGAAAUCGUCGGAGUGGCGACUUUCUACAACAGGAAAGACGGGAAGCCGUUCGACGAGCAGGAUGAACAACUGAUGGAGGCUCUGACCCAGUUCCUGGGCUGGUCGGCACUCAACACAGACACCUACGACAAGAUGAACAAACUGGAGAACAGGAAGGACAUCGCACAGGACAUGGUGCUGUACCACGUCAAGUGCCGAGACGACGAGAUCCAGGACAUCCUUAAAACCAGAGAUGUUUUUGGAAAAGAACCGAAGGACUGUGAAGAAGAAGAACUCUGGCAGAUUCUGAAAAAAGAACUCCCAGGGAAAAACAAAUUUGAGAUCUACGAGUUCCGCUUUUCCGACUUUGACUGCACGGAAUUGGAACUGGUGAUGUGCGGGAUCCAAAUGUACUACGAGGUCGGAGUCGUGAAGAAAUUCCAGGUCCCUCAGGAGGUUCUGGUGCGCUUCAUGUACUCUGUGAGUAAAGGCUACAGGAAGAUCACGUAUCACAACUGGCGCCACGGCUUCAACGUCGGACAAACCAUGUUCACCCUGCUCACGACAGGCCAGCUGAAGCGGUACUACACAGAUUUGGAAGUCAUGGCCAUGAUCACCGCCGGAUUCCUCCAUGAUAUCGACCACCGGGGCACAAAUAACCUCUACCAGGUCAAAUCCCAGAAUCCACUAGCAAAGCUUCAUGGCUCAUCUAUUCUGGAGAGGCAUCACUUAGAGUUCGGCAAGUUUCUGCUCUCUGACGAGUCCUUGAACAUUUUCCAGAAUCUCAACAGAAGACAGAUGGAUCACGUUAUUCACCUCAUCGACAUCGCCAUCAUUGCGACCGACCUCGCCUUGUACUUCAAGAAGAGGACUAUGUUCCAGAAAAUCGUAGAUCUCUCAGAGACGUAUGAGGAUGAGAAGCAGUGGGUGGAGUUCCUGUCCCUGGAAACAACAAGGAAGGAGAUUGUAAUGGCCAUGAUGAUGACAGCUUGUGAUUUAUCAGCCAUCACCAAACCAUGGGAGGUUCAGAGCAAGGUGGCGCUCUCGGUAGCAGCCGAAUUCUGGGAGCAGGGUGAUUUAGAGAGGACCGUUCUUGAACAGCAACCAAUCCCCAUGAUGGACAGAAACAAAGCGGCCGAGUUGCCCAAACUUCAGUGUGGUUUCAUCGACUUUGUCUGUACUUUUGUCUACAAGGAGUUCUCUCGGUUCCACAAGGCCAUCCAGCCCAUGUACGACGGCAUCCUGAACAACAGGAAGGAGUGGAAGGCCCUGCAGGACGAAUACGAGGCGAAGCUGAAGGCAGCUGAAGAGGAAGCGAAGGCGAAGGCAGAAGCGCAAGCAGCCAAAAAAGCUGCCAUCAACAAUCCAUCAUCAGGAUCCAAGACCUGCACAAUCGGCUAGAACGAAAGGACCUAAACGGAAGAACAGAAUAUUUAGGAUACGUCUCAGUGACUAAAGGUGAUGUUUUGGGUGAGAACCCCAGAACACAGGGACCCUGAGAAACUCCGGGAGCGACAGACACAAUCACAGACACACAUUCCCUAGUGAGCAACCACGAUCUGAGGGUCCGACUCCCAUAAUUCACCUCCUAUUUAAACCUCUUGUUUCUGAACACGUUCAGAAGUGUUGGGACGUAGUUUCCGGUUCAAUUUCAUUAACGUCGGGAUCAGAUACAAUUCCCGUGCAAAAGUUUAGACACCCCUGAUCAAAUGUAUGUGUUUUAUUGUCCUUAGUGGAAAUACGUUUGUUCAUUUUCUACAGGGAUGUGAAAUAUUCCCUAAAUAUUCCCCUAAUUUAGUCGUAUCCAAUUACCCUGAUUGAGUUACGCUUCACCUCUACCGAUACAACCCUCCACUGCUGACUGAGGAGCGCCGCAACUGACACCCCCCCCCUCCGACACGUGUGCAAUACCGACUGCAUGUGUUCACCUGCACGAGGCAAGUUCAUAUGCAGAUCAGCGUUGUGUGCGGAGAGACACACCCUGACAGCACUCUUUUCCCAUCUCUGUGCAGGCGCCAUCAAUCAGCCAGCAGAGGUCGUAAUUGCACCAGUCAUGAGGGAGAAACCCCACCCGGCUUAGUCCCGCCCAUAUCUGAACAACAAUCGUUGUUCAUGUGGCCGCUCAGCCUUAGCCGGCAGGCAGAGCUGACAUUCGAUACGAUGGAUUCGAGAUCCCAGCUCUGUUUCCAGCGUUUGUUUUUACUGCUGUGCCACCUGACCGGCCAAUAUUCAAUUUUUUUCUCUCCUAAUUUAGUCGUAUCCAAUUACCCUGAUUGCAUUACGCUUCCUCUGUACCGAUACAACCCCCCACUGCAGACUGAGGAGCACCGCAACUGACACAUGCCCCCUCCGACACGUGUGCAGUACCGACUGCAUGUGUUCACCUGCACGAGGCGAGUUUAUAUGCGGAUCAGCAUUGUGUACGGAGAGCCACACCCUGAUCAGCAUCAUUCCUUGACUCCGCAAGGUCAUAGCUGCAUCAGUUAUGAGGAAACCUGGUCCGGCCGAUCCCAUCCUGUGUAAACAACAGCCAAUCAUUGUUCAUGUAGGCACCCAGCCCAGCCGGAUGGCAGAGCUGAGAUUCAAAACGAUGCGUUCGAAAUCCCAACUUUGGUGUGCUAGCGUGUUUUACCGUUGUUCUAUUUUUAUUCAUUUUACUGCACACUUAUUAUUGUUUAUUAGCCAAAUUUAUUUUACUGGACACUCGAACGUACAGAAAUGUGUCCCAUAAAGAGGAUGUGUUCUUAUAUUUAUGUAGAAAAUUAACAAAACCUACAUUUAUCAGGGGUGUCCAAACUUAUUUAUAAGACAGUAUGUUUUAAAGGCAAAUCUAGAUAUGGGUCGUGUCUAAUAGCUGAGAGUUUACACGUGUUAACACUGUUAUUAUUAUUACUAGCACUCACACCGACCAGGCAUAACAUUCUGACCACUGACAGCAAGUGAACAUUUUAUCCUCAACGUUUGUUAGAAGCAAAGAAAAAUGGGCGAGCGUGAGGAUCUGAGCCAGUUUGACGAGGGCCGAAUUGUUAUGGCUAGACAACUGGGUGAGAGCAUCUCCAAAACUGCAGCUCUUGUGGGGUGUUCCCGGUCUGCAGUGGUCAGUAUCUAUCAAAAGUGGACAGGCUCAUGGGCGGCCAAGGCUCAUCGAUGCACGUAGGGAGAGAAGGCUGGGCCGUGUGGUCCGAUCUAACAGACGAGCUACUGUAGCUCAGAGUGCUGAAGAAGUUCAUGCUGGUUCUGAUAGAAAGGUGUCAGAAUACACAGAGCAUCACAGUUGCAGGGGGACCAACACAAUAUUAGGAAGGUGGUCAUAAUGUUAUGCCUGAUCAGUGUACAAGUCUCUAGAUUUUGUACAGAUCUAAUCUCUUUAUAGCACUGAAGCUUAACGAUAAACUGUAUUUUUUAUUCGUUUAUCUGUAUCUUGGAUGCAUCACAUGCUUUGAUGAAAGGCUCGACUACUACUGUACUUCUGUAGUGCUGUAACUCGUAGGAAAUAAAUAUAUUUAUAUACUUUUGGAAAAUGUCCU